Molecule: messenger RNA, 1260 nt
Organism: Verticillium alfalfae VaMs.102
Lineage: Eukaryota; Fungi; Ascomycota; Sordariomycetes; Glomerellales; Plectosphaerellaceae
Product: ser/Thr protein phosphatase family
Exons: 2
Coding region: 1-1260 (419 amino acids)
Biological process (GO): polyphosphate catabolic process
Cellular component (GO): cytoplasm
Molecular function (GO): endopolyphosphatase activity; phosphatase activity
Source: RefSeq, a predicted model, not a curated record
AUGGCUUGCAUCGCCCCACCACCUGCCCGCUACCGCCGCGCGCUCCUUGUGAGCCUCGUCGUCUUCAUCGUCCUCACGAUCGCCCUCGGGUACACUCGACUACUGUCGCUCGACGCCCUCCUCCCGACAGAUAUGCAUAUCCCUGUGCUCCAAAAACCCCGUGGACGCACUGGCGCCGACCGCCCCAUGUCCUACGGCGAGACCGCCCGCCCGGCGUUCAAGGACCUCCCCCACCCGCUGGCGACACUCGAUCCGGCCCUCGUGCCUGCUGCCGACAAUAACCGCCGUCUCAUCAUCAUCGGCGACGUCCACGGCAUGCUCGCUCCCCUGGAAGCCCUCCUCAAGAAGCUGAAUCACAGCGCCGCGCCGGUGUCGAAGGGCCCCGAGGGCGCCGUCUACGACGACCACCUCGUCUUUCUCGGCGACAUGGUCAACAAGGGUCCCAACACGCCGGGCGUCAUCGACCUCCUCCUCCGGCACAACGCCUCGGCCGUCCGCGGCAACCACGAGGACCGCGUGCUCCUGACGCGCGCCGACCGCGCCACGCCCCGCGUAGCCGACGAGUCCGCCGGCGGCGACGAGGGCCCCGCGGCGCCCGACAACCUCGAGCAGCAGCACGUCAUCUCCUCGAACCGCGGCAACAAGGCCGACCACGACACGCUGCGCUCCCUUUCGGCGGCACACCUCGACUACCUCGCCUCGCUGCCCGCCAUCUCGACCUGGGCCCGGUCCCCGGCUUCGCGCCCGCGCUCGUCGCGCCACGCGGCCUCGUUCCGGCACGCUUGCUCGCGCGACGCCCGCGAGACGCUCGUGCGCGCCGCCGCCGACGCCCUGCGCGCCUCGCCCGCCUACCGCACCGGACCCCUAAAGCGAAAGCAACUGCCAGGACAAGAAUCGAGACCGAGGGCCCGCGCCGGCGGACGCCAUGGUCGAGGGACGAGUUUUGCGCGCACGCGCAAGCCCGACGCCGACCGCCGCGUCGCCGUCCCGUCCGAGGCGCACGACGGCCACGCCUGGGCGCCCGUGUGGGAUGCCGCGCAGAAGAGGGCUGAGACCGACGAGGGCCGCAUCGCCGUCGUGUACGGCCACGACGCCAAGAGGGGGCUGCAUGUCGGGGAGUACGCGUUCGGCCUCGACUCGGGGUGCGUGCGCGGGGGCAAGCUGAGCGCGCUCGUCGUUGCGGCUCGCGAGGGCGGCCCGGUUGAGCACCAUGUUGUGCAGGUGGACUGCGAGAAGCCUGACAAGAGGCGUGAGCUUUAA